AUGCCGGCUUCGUCAAGCGCAAUACCAUCAUCAGCAGCAACGCUGGCAUCAGCAUCAACAUCGAGCGCCACAACAGCCUUCGCGCAUCAGCAACCUCAGCCUACAACACACUACCGUAUUACGCUGCGUCGAUCCGCCAUUGGUCUACCAGAAAAGACUUCGCGAGUCCUAGAAUCGCUCGGUCUGCGCAAGCGUCUGCAGUCCAUCUACCGUCCGCAACGGCCCGAGAUCGCUGGCAGCAUCCUCAAAGUGAAGGAGUUGCUGCAUGUCGAUAACGUGCGGCGCAUCGAUUUGGCACCUGAAGAUGCGCUACUGCCGGACGAGGAGGCGAGGUGGGUUGAUGCAAAGGGCGAAGUGAUUGACUGGGGAAAAGACUGUCGAAAAGCACCAAGAGGUUUCAAGGUUGUCGGCAGCAGAAUCGACUUAUAA
Messenger RNA from Tilletiaria anomala UBC 951, 429 nucleotides. RefSeq lists its product as uncharacterized. Bases 1 to 429 code for a protein of 142 amino acids. The record is from RefSeq and is a predicted model, not a curated record. Gene Ontology annotation, biological process: translation. Gene Ontology annotation, cellular component: large ribosomal subunit; mitochondrion. NCBI's taxonomy places the organism in Eukaryota, Fungi, Basidiomycota, Exobasidiomycetes, Georgefischeriales, Tilletiariaceae. Gene Ontology annotation, molecular function: structural constituent of ribosome. The transcript has a single exon.